ACUUACUUCUAGCAUUUUUGGAAGGCUGUCGAAAAGUGUGGUCGAUUUUAGGUGUUGCGUUUGUUGUUCUGUUGAUGAAAUUAUCUAACUUAUACGUAAAUUUUCCUUAUCUGCCAUGCCGAGACGUUUGGCAGAGGUCGGAGAAGGUAGGUAACUUUAAAUAAGUGUUCCUCGAUCAGAGAUCUUUCCAUGUGGCUGAACUCAGCAAAAUUUAACCUUGCUAGAUUGCUUGAAAACAAUAUUUAGUGGUGCAAUUCGAUGGGCUUUAACAUCCCAAGACUUUCAUUUUUUUCCAAGAAUUUUUCGUCUGGGGGCCAUUGCAUUUUGGAGUGAGUCAAGUGUUCCCAAUUCCUUUUUUUUUUAUAAUAGCAGUUUAUAUUCAGAGGGAGAGACCGACUGUUUUGUCUCAAUUAAGCGAUCUACGUGUAGCUCAGACUGCUCGUUUCUAAGAAACUAAUUUGUCAUUUUACUUUUCUUUCCUCAAGCUUGUGUUUAGAAAAUGUUGGAGUUAUGAUGAAGAAUACUUUUGUGUGAAAAUGGCUUGUUCUUUCAUUAACACCCGUCUACAACUUCAAGUCAUUGUCUUGAUUAAAAUAUAUUUUAAGAGCAUAGAACAACGUGGGGGCAAAUUGGGCGAAAAUAAAUCAUACUUCACAGAAUAAAUGAUUCGUUUUAUUUUCUAAAGGACAUGAAGAUGGGAAUGGUGUGUAUGGCAUCAUACGGGAUCUGAUUGUGGAAGGAAAGGAUGCCAGAUUUGUGAACAAGAAGGGUCGCUUCGUUGUAAACUGGUCCAGAGCCCUUGACUGCUUCACUGACUACAAGGCGAAAAAGAACCCGCAGUUCAAAAGCAAGGCAGUGUCUAGGAGAAAAAUCAGCAACGGUUUCAGGUCAGCCCUUCUGAACUACUACAAGAAGGAAGGUGCCAAAGAGUACAAGGAUGCAAAGAAAGUAAAUGAAAAUGAUGAAGUUGUUGAGAGACAGUUUCAGAUGCCUCCUAGGCUGUUCAAGUCAAUGUUCAGAGAUGUUGGACCCACAGUCACAGAAGACAGUGAAGAAGAUGAUCAAGAAGACACCAGCAGCUUAGUCUCUAGUGAGGUAAGAUGACCUGACCUGUUCAAGGUGGAGUAUUAUUAUUAUCAUUAUUAUUAUUGUUAUUAUUAUUAUUAUUAUUAUUAUUAUCAUUAUCAUUAUCAUUAUUAUUAUUAUCAUUAAACACAGCUUUUAUAUGGCUCGCUGGAGUCUUCCUUAACCAUCAAGCCACCGCCCAUGACCUUAGGUGUCCGAGACUUUGCGAAGGAUUCUGGCUGUAUCCAGUAAGCACGUUCUCUGCGAUGGUUCCAAAUGACAUCUGACACCAAUCUCUGCAAAACACUUUUCUAUAUCAUUUGAGACAGUUCCCAAUGCACCAAUAAUGAGUUCCUCCGAUCAGCAGUUGAUAUGUGUAAUUAUUUCCAGAUGUGUUUCAGCUCUUCCUUCAGGUCUUGGUAGUUCUUAAUUAUUUUCUCUUUCUCUUUGUCUUUCACUUGGAUGUCAAAUCAUUGUCACAAGAUUGAAGAUGUGAUUAACAUAAAGUGUACAUUGCACAUGUAAAUUGUUUAGGUAGAGUAGGUGAACAUUUCAUAUAUUACUUUGCAGGGUGACGACAAACCUGAAGUGAGCCGUAGCACAAGCACAAGUGAUACAGGGUUUGAUGAAUUUAUGGAUAUGUCUUCUCAUGGUAAGAAUACAAUAUACAAUUUCUGCACAUGCAUGUUCAAUUAUUGUAUAUGUACAGCUCAAAUUUGAUUUCAGGUUAAUUUUGAUUUAAUCUAGGUUGAUUCUCAUUAUUUCCUUUGUCUACUUGCCCCAGGAGACAAAGGAAAUUGAGAAUGAACCUGCAUACUGUAGGUUGAAAAAUUUUAGCCGUAAAUCAAAAUAAUAUUAAUUUUAUGGUCUGUAACAUACUGAUUACUUAACUGGUUACAUAUUUAAUUAAUUGAAAUAACAAUUUUUGUGCUAUGAUUGCCAACACACGUGUACUGCUUAAAGAUUAAAACCCACCAACCAAGAGUGGUACAUGUAGCAAGACUAUACUAUAGUCUGGACUAUACAGGUUGUAAUCAACACGAUCACUAGAUGAAGACCAGCAGUAUGUGGUUGAAACAUUGUGAGCAACGAAGAUAAAAGUGAUUGUCAAUAUCAUGAGACAAACAAUAAACUAGCCCAUUAAUAGGCAUACCCUCAUGAAUAACACAAUAAAUUCUCUAUUAAGUCCCCCCCCCCCCCCCCGCCUCUUCCAAAUAAGCCCCCUCCCCCUUUUCAGGGGAAGAAAGUUAAUAAUCCCCCCACCAUUAAUUAUUCUUAACUAAUAAAAUAAUGAGUCUGUAUUAAUCAAUCACAACUGUAAAACUUUGUGUGGACUGAUCCGGGAUGGUUUAUUUACCAAGCGGGAGUUCAGAUUUGAUUCUGAUCCCUGACUGCAUGACCUCCAACCUUCUUGCACUUGAGCUUUUCCACUUUUUAUUCUAGUUCUUUAUGGAGAACUGAUACCCUAUACCAUCGUCUCUUCUGAAUGAAAUAAGCCCCUCCUUCUCAAAUAAGCCUCCUGUCUCUAUUAACCCCUCCUCCCCUCCCUCCUCAAAUGGGCUUGAAAUAAAUAACCCCCCCCCGGGGCUUAAUAGUGGAUUUACGUUAGAUGUAUCUUUUCUCUUUUUUCAGAAAUUGUUGAACCACUUGAAAGUUCAUUGGCUGUUGCUGGUAACUUUUUGACUGAUCUGGGUUUAGAUGUCAUAAAAACAGAAGGUGAAGAAACCAGCGUAGGUCUCUCAGAUGUUCAGCUUCCCCCAGCUUCUGAGGUAAUUAGAAUAUAUAAUAAUACAAAAUAAACCUGUGGUGAAUGAAGAUACAUUAAUUUUAGUAUAAUCAGCACAAUUGCAUUUAAGAAAAAUAUUACUAAGCUUUAAUUAACAAAUCAGGGUCUUUAUCUGAUAACAAUACUUUUAAACAAAAAAAUAUGACUACAACAACAACAAAAAACAAACAGAAGCAAAAGUCAUGAUGUAAAUCUUAUUGGUUCUGGGAUAUUUGUGGGUGUUGUUUUUAGCUAUAUUUAAGUCAAUAUUUUAUUAUAAUGUCACGUUAUUAACUGUACAUACCUUGCAUUAAGAUAAUAGCUACCAAAAGAACAGACAAUGAUGUACAUCACUUUUAUUUAUUUAUGUACAAAGUAUUAUGUUUUGUUCCUAUAUAAAUCUGAUUUGUUUUUUCCUUCCAGAUCUUUGACCCAUCCAUGCUUGACUCUGCCAUUGAAGAAAUUUGUUCUGACGGAAUAUCAGAUGACAUUUCUGAUGAAGGAAUAGACUUGUUUGGAGGUAUGGAUUAACCCUUUAAGCCCCAAUAUCCACAAGCAAAUUCUCCAAACUGAUCUCUACACACUUCUUUAAAGAAUAAGUUGAGAGAAUUUGACAAAAGAUCAAAGCAUUUUCUCUUUGGUGAUCAAUUAAUUAAUUCUCAUAACCUAAUCUCUUGAAAUUGUAUGGAUAUCGUUAGGAGAAAAUUGAUGUUGGUCACUAUUGGGACUUAAAGGGUUAAAAGGAAAACAAGCUAAAGUCCGUUUUUAUUUUUUACUUUACCCUUGAACGUUUUAAAUAAAUGGAACAAAAAUAUGCUACCUUUUUUAUAAAUGAAAUACAUGUAGGAUUUAUAGUUGAUCGCUGACUUUUUUGAGUAAAUUUUAUUUAUUCAGCUCUCACCAUUACAUGGGCAACACAAAAGAUUGGCUUAAGUUUAGACUAUGAGUAGUCCCUCAUUUUCCCUCAGGGAUAGUACAGUGUGAGUCAAAUGCAAAUGCGCACAAAAUUACAUUGUGUCACCCCACUUGAGCAAGGCGGGACAUGGCGGGGAGAGAGAAAAAUGAAGGGACUAGAGACAAAGCCUUUGCUUUUGACUUUGCAUUGCUCUCACAACGCAUGACUCUGAUUGGCUCUUCCAUGGCAAUCUGUCAAAAACUGUCAAAAUGCACCAGCUGCUUAUGGCAGCUCAAUGAGAGAAGGAAUCCCAUUGGAUGCGCUUAAUUGAUUUGAAAGAUGAUAAGAACUUCACACUCCAAAAUCGAUGAAUCGCCCGUGAAGAGUCAAAAGUGUGGGCUUUGUCUUUAGUCCCUAAUUAUUUUUCUCUUUCCCGUCCGCAUCUUGCCUUUCUCAUGUGGGGUGAUACAAUGUAUUUUCACAUGCAUUUGCAUUUUGCUCGCUCUACUAUCCCUGAGGGAAAUUGAGGGACUACUCAUAGUCUUCCUUAAGUUGCCAGUCUAACCAUUGUAACUUUAAACUCUGCAGCAGGCAGGGAAGGCGAGAAAAUUUUUACUUAAUUCAUUAUUUGUGUUUGCUGAGUUUAGUGAACCCUGUUAAAAUAUUAUAUUGUUUGUUUUGUUUAGUAAUUACAGCUGUACAUUCUUUGCAUAUAAUAAUAAUUUCAUUCCUUUUUCUUUAUAAUCAGUGGUACAAGAUAUCUGCCCGACGUCUGGAUCUGUAAAGGUGAUUCUCUCAUCCUGAGAAUGUGGCUGUUGCCACAAACAUUUUUUAACUCACAUCUUUUUAUUACAUCCUUAUUAAUACUCCCUGUAUUAGGCAUGCUCCUUCACUGAUGGCAGGUGUUUUUAUAUGGAACAGGGUGGAUUUCAGUUCUACAUCUCACUGACUGAAGAACUGCCAGAUGAAGUUAAGACGGGAGUGGCACAGUUUGAACGGGUUGCCAACGUCAUGGUGUACAAGUUAAACCCAUUCACCCUGACUGGAACUGUCCCCUGUAAGUACAUGUGUACAAAAUGCGUAGUGUGCGGAUGAUGUCAGAGUGACUAAUUUGCAAUUUUUGUCUGAGUUUUGUCAUUUUUCUCAUUUUAAUGACAAAUGACAGACAAACAUGACAUUUUUAAUUAAUGAGAAAACUUUGGUAGACAAAAGUGAGGAAUUCGAUAAUGUUAGUUUUAGUUUGUUUGACUGAGUUUUGGGUCUAUAAAUAGUAACUGCACACAGUGCUAUUGACCACUGUUGUGAAUAAUUCAUAUAAUUAAUGUUUACUAUAAAAAGAGAUACUUAGGGGAGAUAAGUCAGUGAACUUCAUAAAUAAAUAAGUAAUAAUGAUAAUAAUGCAUUAUGUAAUUGAUGUUUAAAUAACAACUUUGGUCAGGAGAUUACAUAAAGUUUGAUUAUCAGAUUACUAUUAUCAUACAGGUAGCACUUUUUUAGACUUUUUUUACACUUGUGAUUCAUCAUUAUUUCAUUUGUCAAUGAGAAAAUACAACGUUUGUACUUCUUUGCGAAAUAGUUAUUAUUUACAUUAGAAAUCAUACUAUUAUAAAAGUACAUUGUAGCUCCUGUUGCUUGGCUGUGUCUUUUUACAUUGUUGAUCAGACUGUAUUUUUUCUUUUAAUUAUCAUUUCAGCCUCUCAAGUGCCUGGUGAAGUAGCUGUGACGGUUGUAACAGAUGCUGGGAAGAAACUGGGAAUGACCUGUUUCAGGUACAUUGAUGAGAUGAGAGAGAUGGUCCGACAGAUAGUAAAGGAUCCAACUCUUCAGUCACUCUGGUUUGCCAUGUGGUCGCAAGAGCAUGGAUUCUUUGGAAAUGAUAGCAACAUUGCACAGGUCCUCGGACCAAUUGAUCUACAAGGCCAAGGUGAGGUUAAAUAGUUUUCUAUUCCGUGUUAUCUGUUCUCAUGUGGAGGCAGUGGACUGGCCAAGUGAUUAUACUUCAAACUUCAGAUUUGGGAGUCUAGGUUCAAGCCUUUACCCUUGGUUGCUUUCUUGGAAAGAAACAUUGCUCCACGUUGUCUCUUUUCACCCACUCUGUUAGGAGAACUAAUAAUUAUCCUCUUAAAGGGGGUGGGGGGAGGGCACACUACUAAGAGAGGGCUUAAAAAAAAGUCCAGUCCCUAGUCACCCCAGUUAUUGGCUCAAAUUGACCUUUUACCUUGCUGUCAUAUGCUUUAACUAUAAAGGAAUGGUACCAAUUCAUAAUAUUCAUUUAAUCAAUCAAUAUUACUCCAACAUGUUUGCAGUGUUCAUUGUUUAAUGCCGUCAGUUUCAUUACACCACUUAGUGACCAGUGCAAUGGCAGCAUCUUUCUUUUAAACAAAUAAAGUUUUCAUUAGGAGUUCAAGCUAAUUCUGUAAUUUCUGUUGUCUUCUUCUAGAUUCUUCAGUUCAGACAAAGCAACAACAAUCAGUAAAAGUACUGCAGCUACUAGUUUACACAGCGGCACAAACAGAUGCUCGAGAAUUCAUUGAAAUGGUCUUCAGUACUUCUGCGGGACAAAUAGUUUUUAAUUCUUACAAGGACAGAACACCAUUACCUGAGGAUGUUGCUCUAGCUAAUGGCCAUGAAGAAUUAGCUCAGUACUUAACAGAUAUACACACAAGGUUGGAUUUAGUAUUUAAAUUUCAAAACUCAGAGCAACAAUUAAAAAAACAAAAUGGAAUAUUUUGUUUGAAUUGCUUGAACUUCAUCAGUGAUGUAAAAUGUCAGGUUACGUAACAGAAAGGUUUUUGUGUAUUCCCAGGAGAGGAUUGUAAAUGGCUAGGAGGUCCAGUCCCUUGUCCCUAUUCAGAGAGGGUUUUCUUUGUGUGAUGACAUGGCCUCCUUGACGUGGCACUUGAUGGCGUAAUUUUCGGCAGAUACAUAGAACAUUAACAUUGUGUGGGUUGAUGUUGUGACCUGUUGCUGGGCAGUGCUUGAAAACAGCACAAGUUUACAGGAUCCUUGUUCUUUGAUCCACGUACAUUGUACAAAGGGACCUGCAGGCAUUGUUCUUAUUGGGUGUGGUAAAUGACACCACAUAUCUUGAAUUUCUUUGAACGAUCUUUUACCUAUGUCACAUGCUUUCAGAGCGAAAUGCUUGUGGAAGAUUUGAACCCCAUGGGAUUUAAAGAUCCAUUGUAAUGUUCCCGAUGCUCCUCUCACUUAUGGCAAGCAUGCACAAAUUGAUGCUUUGUUUUAGUGGAACUACCGUACCUGUGGCUGGCUUUCUUUUUUCUACAACUCAGUGUAGUCAUUAGUACAAAGGGCAGAUUUUACGUGGUUGAUCAUCCCCUUUAAUAUCGUCCUUAUCAUUUGUUACCAGAGUUGUUGCUUGGUGCAUCAAGGUGCGAAUCACAGAAAGUUUGUGUUCGAGGUAGCCUACUAAUAGUUCCCAUUUUUCCUCAGGGAUAGUAGAGUAAGCGAGAUAGGGACUACUCGUAGUCUAUGUUUGAAGGGGUGUUUCCAUAGGCAAAAUGUAAAUAUUGGUCUCUGUUGGUCGGUUUCCUGUAAACUGUCUUGAUACUGGUUUUGCAGUCAUCCUCUAGAUAAACAGAGGUGUCCAAGAAAGAUAUCUUACCACCCUUUACAACCUCCCAUGUGAACUUGAUAUUUCAGUCCAGAGAGGGACCUGACCUCUUGGCCAUUAUUUACAAUCCUCUCCUGGGAAUACAAAACAACCUUUCUGUUACAUCACCUGACAUUUUUACAUCACUGAUGUAGCUUGAGUGAUUCAAACGACGUAUUCGAUUUUGUUUUUAAAUUGUUGCUCUAAGUUUUGAAAUUUGUGUACGAAAUGUCCUCACCCGGGCAGACAAAAAACCUUUUAGUAACAAGGUAUGAUCUUAAAAUAAUAAUAUUGCUUUCAGCUUAUGUAGUCCAGGAUUAGUAUAUUAUCAUGCUUACUCUCCGAACUUCUGCGUUGUACAUAUCUUGAUGUAUGCCACUGACACAUGAACCAAUUGGUAAUUAAAAGAGGACACAUUACACGUUAGUGUGAAUUUCCAAAUGUUUUUGUUCAUUGGUCAUGACAACUGGUAUAUUUUUGUAAUAAAUUAGAAAUGACCAUUGUCUAUGAUCUACAUUUAUAACAACUUUAUCCUCUACUAUACCUACAGAUUAUCUAAAGAAACUUUUGAAGAUGUUCAGUCCUGUGCAAUUGACUGGUUAGAACUGGUGAAAGCAGUCCAGAAACAGUCUUGUAAGUGAACAUGCACCUUUUUUGUUAUGCUGGAGUGCUUGAAUUUUUCAUAAUUUCCUUUGAUUCCUUUAACAUCUUUCCUUCAGGUCAGAACUUCAAUUGAAAACUACUGUGACAGGGAGCCAGUUCUGAAAAUGACAACUUUUGAUUGAGAUUCCCAACAAUAAAUUUAUGUUACGAUAACUGUUACAUUCAAAUGAUACGUAAGAUGAAAUUGUGAUUGAAUGUACAUAAAUUUCCAGCAGCUCCUUGCAUAGUUCAGAUUACACGUCAGUAUUCAUCCUAGAUUUAAAUACUAGGAUUAAGAUAAGAGGAAAAGUUAUGACCAUAAUGCCAGUCGAAAGCUUGUUUAACCUGAGGUCAAGCAGACUUAUCCUGCAACAUGUAUACUUUUAAUGAUCAAUCCUUUGGUAUAUUCUGUUGGUACAUGUAUGCACUGUGUACACUGUAGCUGUAUAGUUGAUAUGCUCAACAGGAAAAAGGCAGCCUUAGUUUUCCCUUCUAUUAUGUUAAACUUUGGUUGAUCCAAUGUUUGAUAUUUAACAACGUCUACAACUGCAGCUCAAGAUGAGUCAACCAAAGGACUUCAGCAACCCAGUGACAUUGAUGACACAAGUGAUUACUUUGCUGAUGUUGAAACUUCCUCUUGCGGAUCCUCUGAUCAUGAUAUAGUGUGGACAAACAUGUCAGAAAACAAGGCUGCAUGGAAAUGCCCCAGAGGAUCUCCCAUAUUACAAGGUAUACUAGAUAAAUAGUUUGCCUUUCAGGGCUGUCAUUUGGGGCCAGGGGCCAGCGAUUUUCAUAAUAGCCAGGGCUAUAAGGAACCUGACCCUUGCCCUCUUUUGUAGGAAAAUAGAAGAAAAGCAGAACCAAACAAAAUCUUGCCGUUAGCCCAGCAACUUUAAAUUUUAAUGACAGCCCUGGCCUUUACAGCCAUCAGUAAAGUGACCUUGGUAUAACAACAACAUUGUGGGACACAAUUUAAACAAUACCAAAUAUGAUAAGGAAAUGAGAAAAAAAUAUAUUCAGAAAGCCAAUUGUAUGGAAAAAGUUGUUUGGACCACAAGGAUUAUGGUCUAGCAACAUCGAUUUUUUGCAAUGACACUUUGUGUUUCUUUUAAGUUGAAUGUCUCGUUUCUCGCAAUAAAAUUCCAAUGCAUUUUAAGCACCCACUAGCAAAAUAUCUUUUAUUUUACCCCCCCUUUUGCCAUUAUCACAUCCAGCUUUAUAACAUUGGUAUUUACUUGACAGACAUGCUGGGAAUUUUCUUCUUUUUUUUUACUUAUAGAGCCCUGCACAGAUGAGGACAUUUUUAAUGACGUACACCCUGUAGGGACAUCCAUGAGUGAAAAUGGCCCAUCAAACAAGUGCCCUUUGAAAGCAACGAACAGUAACGUAACACUUAAGAAAGCUGAAGAGUCCACCCAAAGACCGACUACGAGGCCAGUAGUGGAUAAAAAAGGGACACCCAGAAAGCGUGAGGCACAGCUAGACAAUGAGAAUGGCAAGGAAGGUGUGUCUUGUGGGAGUUUUGCCCAUGCCUUUGAUUGCAUAAGCAGAUGGUGGAAGAAAAAAGACAGUGGCCCAAUAGCAAGGGCGCAGGAUAACUGUUUGGAAGAGAAAGAAGAGGAGUUGCCAUCAAAAUUCAGACGUCUCUUCCAAGGAUUGUUUUGGCGAGGCAGUGACACUAGUGAGGCAAACGUCCAUGGUGCAAGUGGACCACAUAUGACCAAGCCUGAAGGUACAAAGUGCCAUUUUGUUCUUCUGUCAUUGUCUAUCUAGACCUCAAUUCUCUUUAAUCACAUUCGUCAGAACGCAUCCUAAUCUUGGUCUUCCUGUGGUACAAAGUCACAAAUUUUUAAGGUGUCGCAGGUGUCUGCCGAUUGGCCGCCCCUACUGAUUUUAUUGGGGGCAACUCGGCCAGGAAACUGGACUCCUUUCGACUCGAUUUUGUUUCCGUAACUGACUGUCAAUGAUUACUUCUAGUUACUAUAAUGAAGUUUUGAAAGUUUAAUUUAUGUAUGUAAAGUUUAACACUGGUUUUUGUCUCACCAUCAACCUAACUCCUUGCUUGGUUUUUUUCUUGACAAAGGUAUUAUCUACUGUUAUUUUAUACAGGGUGCCAUAAACGGCCCGACCGUGCUAGAUCGUCCAAAAGGAGGGAAGCAGGGCUUAAUUAUAAAGGCGUUGUGUUAACCUUCGCUUUACUAACUGUCUUAGCAGGAUUCAAGCUAAAAGGUGCGUUUAAUUCAGUUUGAUCAUAAUAGAUUUUAGAAAGUGACUAACUCCCAUGGAUAAGUUUAUCAUCAAACGACGACAUCAAUAAGGCCAGUGCCAAUAACUUGGUUUAGCAGGCAUCUCCAGCAUGUGGAAGCACUGCCCGCAUGGUUUGUGAUUUUUAUCCACCCCAAAUCACUUGGGAGUGACUAAGGGUUACGCAGCAUGCGAAGACACUCUGAAUUCGAGGCAGUCACAGUAUUUGUUAACAAGACCUGGCGAAUUGUCAUUUUUAGACAAUCAGGGUGAUAGUAGCCUGUAGCCUAGGUUGCUUGCGAGAGGACUCGGUAUAGUCUAUCUUCCUAUGUGGGGAUUUGGACUGUCUAUGACGUAGCCUAGUUGAUUGGGACACUUCUUUCUUACACCAUUGAUUAUUUCAGUGUCUCACAGAUACCUAUGUGGCACCAAAAAAAAAAUUCACUCCCUGAUAUAACAUGACCCUUUUUUCAGUACAACGUGCCUCUGAUCUUCGACUGACUUAAGAAUUGUGGCUGUUUGUGUUGUUAAUGUGGAUGUUUGGUUUUUUUAAUACUUGGAUGAUAAUCAGAAAUUGUAACAUAGCUAGAAUUUUCGCCUAAUCAAAUUAAAGAGCACGAGCGUGCUACUUAUCACCACUAAGCACGCCGAUGACGUCGUCAAUAAACAAUACCUCGAGGUCCUGUGAGCUAAGCAAUCCUCCCAAGUGCAUCCAUAACUAGAUAGUACACGAUGAAGCGUUCGCCAUGUGUUUUAUAAUGUAAACUAAACAGAAACACUUUUGACUUUGUUAACAGUUAGUGGGGGAAUAAGGUGAGUGUUGUUAUUGUCAGAUACGCGAGCUAUCAGAAGCAUAUAACCCCGAAGCGUAUAGAUGGUUUUCACUGUAACGUCAUCAAAUUGUAAAGUCAAAAUAGUGAGGUUUUACGAAUUCGUAUUUACCCUAGGUUGAAGAUAAACAAAAAGUAAAUCUUUGUACAAGUUUCCAUUUCCGUAGCAUGUUUCAUUUCGAAAAUACAGCAAUUUGAACUUCCGAGUUUUCACAGUGCGUGACACCAAAAUAGGAAUGCUGUCUCGUUGAAAAAAGUCUCUCCUCUUGAUUUUCAGCAAUAUAACCACUUCAGGUAUUGGAAGAUAUGUUUAUGCGUACGUAGGCUAGUUCUGGAGUGAAAAGAAAGAGUUUUAUAGAAAAAGUAAACUCCAGAUGUUUUUGUUGAUUUCCGGCGGCCAUAUUGGUGCACCAAAACGGUGCACCAAUAUGGCGUCUCCAUACAAAGCUCUACAAAGGUGCGUGAAACCUUUCGCCAAAUAACUCAGAAACUAUGGGCCACAAAGACCUGAGACUUGGACAAAUUGUCUAUAUAUUAGUCUUUUAUAACAUUUCAUUUUCUUGGUUUCUUCCACUGGACGGUUUCCAAUUUAUAUUUUUGUUGCGUGACAGUGAAAACGAUCUAUAACUUUGUCGCAAAGCUCAGUUCUUUUAGGGAACCGAUCAAACUUUACUUCCUAAUAAUCAUGGAAUUACUGAUAAGCGAGAUUGUCGCGCGAAACUUGUAUCGCGAUGUAAAUGAUGCGGUGCAAAAAGCAUUUACUGUUUUAAUACGAGGUAAUAUUGUACGAAAAACGGAAUACAGUAUUAAUCCCCAAAUGACAUCAAAUGACCAGGACUGAGUUAGUUCCUCCUAACAAGAAAAAGUCGACUACAAAUGACAUGCACCGUAAGAGAAACGAUUUCUUAAAGUUGUUACUUCAAAAACGGUUUUUGCGUGACCAUUAGCGCAAACAACCUUUAUAAAAUCACUUACUAUCUAUCUAGAAUAACUAGUAACACAUAUUUUCAAAUAAAAUUGAGUAGUUUCUGAACUCGAAAGUAACAAUUGCAUAAAAUUCGCUGACAUCUUCGGAGAUGUGAUGCGUGUGAUAAGACUUAGAUGCCGGCGAUCAUGUUUCCAAGUAAUGUUAUGGAUAAACAAACAGAAAUCAAUAAACAGACAAAUUGUUUCUUGAAAAUUUUUUUUCCAAAACCCAUACGUUUACCAUUAACAGCAAUUCACGUAACACUGACUGGAUCAUGGAUCUGUUCCCACAAGUAAAAUCGGCUGAGCACAUGGCAAAACUUAACACUUAAAUUUAAUAUCUGUCUCAGAUCGGGUGCAUUUCCCAAUUUAUCUUGAAAACGCUAUCAAAAAUUUAUAAAACGUCUAUGAAACAUUUAUAAAUACAUAAAUUUCCUUUGAAUAACGUACUUUCCUUGAGUAUAAUGUGUAAAAUGUAAGUUACCUGAAAAUUCUUUAAAAAGGUUGCUGACUUGGUCUCAGUUCAAAAAACGACAAGCGCUCCGAUCCUGAUCCGUGAAAGAAACAAGGUCGAAGUCCUCGGAGGUAAAUUUUGCCGCUUAAAACUUUUCUUUGUCCUCAAAUAGGAAACAAACUUUCACAAGUCGCACGUCUAAAACUGCCAUACAUGUGUUCGCGUACUGUUCUGGGUGAAUUAAAAACUGUACACUCACAAAAGAUUCCGUUCCGACUUCGUCGGCGCCUUGAACUGCUUGAACAACGUUUCUGCAAAGCUUGCCAUGCUGGUUUUGCUGAAUGAGAACAGAAGUUGCAGAUAACUGGUUUGCCGCACGUGGUAGAUAGGUUUGCAGCUUGUAGCCUCAGGAUGAUCUUUGUCGGUCAAGCAGCUGCAGGCUGCUGUUGCAUUUUGCUAUUUUCGGCGAGAGGCUUUGCGAUGUCGUGAAGAAACGUAAACAUCCUUGUCCCACUUUGUCGCUGGUCGAUGUUUUCAAGCCAUACCGCUUAUAACUUUGUGGCUCCGUUAUGUUUUGCCAGGGAUGCAUUUUAUAGCAGCAUAAUUACUUUAUCUUUUACACCACGAAACGAUUUCUUUCGGCCGUAGAAAUUACAUGUAUAAGCGUUGCAAGCUUAAAGUUUUUAGCCUUGAAUUAUCUUAUUCCAUAUUUGGGCAAAAUAAUUUUCCGCGCUUCUGAUUGGACGGCUGCGCCAGCUAAAAAACCCGAGCAUGGUUCUUAACACAUAAGGGGAAGUUAGACGCUUCGGGGUUAUAUGCUUCUGGAGCUAUGCAAUGGUGUGUGCUAAUCAUUCUUUGUAAGUUUUUACGUACGUUCAAAAGCAACUUUGCGGCGAAUUAAUAUGGUUUUGAAUUUCUAUCUCAUUAUGGGUUCUAAAACCUUUUGGAAUGUUAUGACUUGUGACUCAUGAACCACUUGUUAUGUGACGUACACGUGUUGUUACAAUAACAUAUUUUAAAUGAGUUUUUUGAUUUUCUAUUUCUUUACAGAGGGCCAGAUUCUUCAUUGGGCAGUCGGGAACGGUUACACUCAAUUUUCUAAAAUGUUGUUGCAAUGUGGCGUGUACGUCGAUGUUCCUGGUCUCCUGAAAGAAACUCCUCUACACCUCGCAGCAAAGAACGGAUUCAGGGAUCUUGUGGAUGUGUUAGUACAAAGCGGAGGUAACGUGAAUGCUAGAAACUUCCCAAUGCAAGAAACUCCUCUUCAUUUGGCUACACGAAAUGGCCAUCAGCACAUUGCACAAUUCCUUAUACAACAAGGAAGUGAAGUCAACGCGCGAAAUGUUCCUUCCCGAGAAACGCCUCUUCAUCUUGCUUCGCGAAAUAACCAUCAGCAAAUUGCAGAAUUUCUAAUACAUCAUGGAAGUCAAGUCAAUGCGCGAAAUGCACCGUUGCAAGAAACUCCUCUUCACUUGGCUUCGAAGAAUGGCCACCACCAAAUUGCAGAAUUCCUAAUACAGCAUGGUGGACUGGUCAACGCUCGGAAACGCCCGUGGCAAGAAACAGCCCUCCACCUUGCUUCACGAAAUGGUCACCAGCAAAUUGCAGAAUUCCUAAUACAGCAUGGAGGUCAAGUCAAUGCUAGGAAUAUACCGUGGCAAGAGACGCCUCUUCACUUGGCAGCGAAGAAUGGACAUCAGCAAAUUGCAGAAGUCUUACUGCAACAUGGUGCUCAGGUCAACGGUAGAAAUAUACGAGUGCAAGAAACUCCUUUACACAAAGAUACACGAAAUCACCAUCAGCAAAUUUCACAGUCCUUAGGACAACAGAAAGGUCAUGCCAAUGCUUCAAAUGUACCGUUGCAAGAAACUUCUCUUCAUCGGGCUGAAAAGAAUGGCCACCAAUCCAUUGUAGAAUUUCUAAUACUGAAAAGAAGUCAGAACGAUGCAAGAAUUUUGCCAGUUCGAGAAAUCCCUCUUAAACUUGUGUCACAAGAUGGCCGCCAAGCAACACAAAUUGCAGUACCAGCAAAACAAAUUGCAGUACCACUUCGUUACAUUAGCGGUUCGUUUUCAUCCGAGUUCGAAUCAGUUAAGAAGCACCAUGUGGAAGACAAAGCUGUAACAGCUCGAGUUCAAAUGCAUCAUGUCUUUUACCCCGCCAAACUUCAACCUGAUAGCGCUCUCCAGCCCGGGUUUAAAUCCCGUCUACUUGAAAUCGUGUGCCAUCAACAGCACAACAACACCGCCUAUGCUAAUUAUUUGGCGCAGAUACUGGUUCGCGACUUCGGAACGUACUUUAUCACUCGCGUCAAUGCUGGUGUAGUUCCAAAGGUAAACCACUUGAUAAAAAAAAUUGUUGCUGAUUUUACAGAGGAUAAGAAUAGAAUCACCGCAGCCGCGAGCGCAUCCUUUUUAGGAACCUUUGGCGGUAGUCAUCAUGGAAGUCUGGUUCAUGCUAGACAAAUAGAAACUCCAUUUCAUUGGGCAAGAAAGAAGAACUCACCAGAACUGUCCAGUUUGCUUUGUCACUGGCUGAAGAAGAAAUUUUCUGCAACCAGCUAUUUCAGACAAUCAGCACGAAGAGAGAUUCAGCGUCUGCGAUUCUCCCUUGGGAAAGUCUUGUGGAACUGCAUGAACGAAGUUGACUUAAUAUUUAAAACCCAAACUAAAAGUCAGGUUUUCACAGAAAGUCAUCACCAAAUCUUUUUGGGUGGAAAAGACCUAGUGGAUCAAAGUCUAGUACAAUCUCAUUUGAGUAUCAGGAAAGAGAAACUUCUUACCAAAGCCUUUGGUUCUUUUUCAGACUCUGAAUCAUUUUCUUCGUCAGACAGAAAGACUAGCCAGGUGUUGUCUUGGUAUGCAACCGUGCUUUGCGUUGAUGGAAAAUACGGCAAAGAUGGCAUAAACUGUGUACAUACCAGCAAUUUCUCUGUAAUAAUUGGGUGUUGUAUUGCACUGUGUUUUGUGUUUGUGGCAUUGGGUUUGUGGUUCUUUCGGAGGAAUAAGACAACUGUGCGUUUUCCCGGACACUGUAGUAUCCGGCUUAUGCCGGGCAACAUAACUGGAUCAGGUUUUAACUGCAUACCGACGAUAGAACUAAUAGAAACGAAUACAGCCGUUCAAUGUGUCACAGAGACUGCAGACAAUGAACCAUUGGGAUAUAAAGGCUGUACGCAGACGAUUUUAACAAAGAAUUCUGUUUUUGAAAGGACAUUCUUCCCCGAGGUGCUAACUUUUAGUUAUCAACAGCUUCACAAAGAUAAGAGCGUGAGGCGUUUACGAAUGGAGCGUGUGCGGAAGUGGUUGGAAUGCAACCAUGACCAAGACGUGCUGUCAUCUGUGGAAAGUGAAGGUAAUGCUUGUGUUGAAAUUCGUAGGGAAGGUUAACUUCAGAAUAAUUUGACCUUCCACUCUGGGUGUUGGAACUUCAUGAGCGGUUAGAGCUAUACUUUUGCAAACCAGAGGUUCAGGGUUUGAGUCCGUGUCUGGCUGCUACAGUAGCUUGUAUUAGUCCCUAGUUCAAAUCUUCGACCAAGCUGGUAAUAGCCAACUGCUACUACACGAGAAAUUUCUGCAAUUUGAUUGGCUUAGAGCAGUGGUAUUUCAGCUUAAUUUGAAAUACCUACCUGUGAAAAUUACAAAACCUUUGCGUGUAGUAGUAUAAACAAAUAAUAACAUGAUUUGAACGUGAUAUUUGGCAUAAAUACCACUCGUUAUAUUUCGAAAUUGUCUCAAAUUUCAUUCGCCCUAACGGCUCGUGAAAUUACGUGUAACAAUUUCGAAAUAUGACUCGUGGUAUUUAUGCCAAAUAUCACUACAAUUCAUGGUAUUACCUAUACUAAUAGCCAUUUAGAAUUACAAUAUCAAUAUUUCUCCGAAUUUUGCUCAGCCCCAAUAACCUUUGCAUUGUUUGGUUUGCCGAGAAACUAGUUAUUAAGUAAUUUGCUGUGUAUAGUAGCACUUCAAGGACUGUAGUGGAUCCAGUAGGAAACAAUUAAGCGGUCAUUGUGAUUUUACAAUUCCAAGGAGAGAGACUGCUAUAAGAUAGGUUAAGCAUCACGUUUAUUUCAAAUGGCAAACGAGAAUUUGUACCACGUGAUCAAGUUUUCUCUUCACUUGCCGUUGACUGUUCAUUAUGUUUAUACCUAAAUUAGUUGUUCCACGCAAUUUAAUUAUCCAUAAGAAUUGCUUUGAGCUGUUUUUAUCUGCUCAUUUUCUUUGUUGAGAAAUUCUCAACUCAGUUGACUCUUAAGUGAUUGAAAUUAUGAAUACAUGAAAAUCAUAUAUGGGAACUGCUGAGUCAAGAAUUAUAUGAAGGAAGAUCAUCGCGGUAUAUACGCAACUUUUGCAGUGGCGAAAAGAAAGCCUGUAAAAAAUUCAGGCUUGUACAGGAUUCGAACCCUUGACCUCUGCGAUACCGGUGCAGCGCUCUACCAAUUAAGCUAACAAGCCCACUGGGAGCAGGUCGUUGAAUUGGUUCGUUAUUAACCCAUGAAAGGAUGAUGACGAAGUUAUGAAUAUAUGAAAAAUCAUAUAUGUGAACUGUGGAGUCAAGGAUUAUAUGAAGGACGAUCAUGGCAGUAUAUACGCAACUUUUGCAGUCUUUUUCAGGCUUUCUUUUCGCAACUGCAAAAGUUGCGUAUAUACUGCGAUGAUCUCCCUUCAUAUAAUUCUUUAAUGAUUAUUGCUUUAACUUUCUGCUGGAAGUAUCUAAAUAAAGUGACGAUUUUUAGAACCUUUCCACUCACGUGGUCAGUAGCUAUACAAAGAUAUUGGAACAAAAAAGAUUCAACUCCUACAGGACUUGUUUGGGAUACCAUCAUGGCCGCCGGUGAAUUGGUUUGAAAACCAUUUUGAAAACACUCUAUAAGUAGCAUACCUAACAUAACUGCAAUUCCACAAUUGGUUUCGGCCCUAGCAAAUCUACUGAAAUACAGGAGAUUUUCAUGGGAGGGGCAACACACAAUGUGAACACAGUUACUGACACGACAUUUUUUUUACAAUGUUGACUGCUUAGUGCUGGAAAACAUGUAUUGGAUGUCAUGUGACUUCGAAGAAGGCAAAGAUUGCACACGAAGUUUAAGCAAACAACCUUGUUACCUGGGUCACAAUGUUAAAUUCUUCGUUAUUUGUUUUGUUUUAUCGUUGAUAACUGUUUCUAAUUUUUUUGUCUCUUAGUUGAACUGAGGCCUGCAAUGUCGCGGUUUUCUUCUUCCACAAUGGUAAAGGAACUCACGAUUGACGAGACUGUUGACAUUGAAAUGCCAGAAUCCGCGGACACGGUAACGUAACAAACAGAACUAAAUCAGUUAAAUGAAAAGCAUUUAUUUAUUCCUUGAGGAAUUAAGGUUGCUAACUUGAAAGCUAAGUUUUGUGAAGAUUUUGCCACAGGGAGCAGAGGAGUUAUUUGUGGCCCUGAUUGCGGUUACAUGUUGCAGCUGAUAGUGCAAUUCGCCUUUGCUUACUGUGUAUGAACUUGACCGAUCAAACCGUCAUGGGAUCUCUUACAAACCUGGAGUAAAGUGUAAUAAUUACAUUACAUUUCUAUUAAGUGCAACAUAUAAGGCAGAGAGGGUUAUUAGAUGAUGGAGGCUGAAAGAGAAAAUACGCAUAUGCCAAGUCAUUCGCAGCAAAUAGAAGCUCAAUGGGCCGGUUAUUUAAACUGAGUUUAAGGCAGCCAGCCAUUUUCAGUUUGCUAAACGCUUUUAGCUAAACUCCGGUUACUGUGAACAGUUUCAUGAAAGCAACAGGCCAGACUGGAGAAACAUUUAUCUUCUUAAAAUAACCCACUCAGAGAGAGAUCUGAAGGUUCAAUAAUUUUUCAAACCGCGGCCAAAAUUAGACUUUGGUUAAAUUACUGAUCCAAUUUUGUUGUUUAGUUUAUUCUGUUUAUGUCUGUAAACAGGUUCCAUCCAUGAAGCAAUCACAUGCUGUUACCGGCUCUGUUCAAGGGUCCUAUACAGCUGUCUCCUGCAUACCUUGUGGUCAUGGUGACUACACAUGCCAGAGACGCGAGAAGUGUUCAUCGUGUGGUAACAAGGAUGUUCUUGUAAACUGCUCGAUUAAUAGAGAUGCUGUUUGCUCAAAGAGUUGCAAAUCAAAGACACAUUAUUUUAAUGAAAGUGGUGGUCAGCCUGGUUGUUUUGACUCGUUACAUCUUGAAGCGUAAGUAUUAUAAUCCCGUUGAGAUUAGAGGACACACCCCAAACUACCUUGUUUUACAGGAGCUCCAAGGUGACACACAUCUCGAGAGCAAAACACUCAAAAGACAGAUAAGACCAUUCUGAUUAAACAGCAUUUUGGGAAAACUGGACAAGGCUGCUGCCUAAGAAAAAUUUUAGGGAGCCCUUCGGGCUCCUAAAGUUUAAAGUUAGGAGCCCGAGCCACAUUGUUAGGAGCCCAGUUUGAAAUCCAUGUAUUGUUUUUCCAAGAUCAUUACAUAGGUUAUAGAGGUUCUUGCACACUUUAAUAAGAAUUCGCCGGGCCUAAUAAAUAACACGUAAACAAGAAUUAACCGAAUUAUUUACUUUCAUUUAUUAAUUUAUUCAAUUAACUUCCACAUCUGUUGUGUUCAAUGUGACCUAGAAGAGCCUUCAAAGAAUUUUCUAAAAUGUAACAAUUAAACUGCUUCUUGUACAUGAAAUCGAACAUCAAGCACGUCCAGUCGAUAGCACGCAAGAUAGCUUCCCAUUCUCGCCACAAAAAAGUUAUCAAAUCGACGAAAACCCAAGCAAACGAUGAACUGCACGAAUGUCAACAUAGGCAACAAACAGCCCAUAAUUUUGCUAUUCCAUAUUUGGAAGUCAAAUCUCAGACCCAGUCUUCAACUGCCAUCCGGACUCGGAAACGAUGGCUUCGUUCGUUUCGACAAAGCUUCACAGUUGAACACGUUAGGUUUACAUAAUUUACGGUUUAUUUGUGGAAAUUUUAUACUGCCUAAUCGCAUCAUCGCUAACCAUAUCAACAGUUCCACUGUUUAAAGUCCUACUCCAGCUAAAGGAAUAUAAUGUACAAGGAGGUUAAGUCUAAUGCCGUGUGUUAAGUCAGGCGCCCGCGCGGGCUCCUUGUACCGAAAUUUGGUCGCCCAUGCUCUUACCUUGGGCGCCUCUGGCGACCGGGCGCCCGUUAGGCAGCAGCCUUGACUGGAACGAGUUAAUCACAUACUCCUUCUGAGAUAACAAAAUCAAUAUCUCUAACAAAACUGCGUUGUUUCAGGAUAGCUCUUAUACGGUUAAAAUCCCCAUACUGGAACACAGGUUCCUCACAAAAUAAGUUCUAACUAAGCGGCAGUUGGGGAAAAAUUGGAAUGCGCUACAUGUAAUCGUACACUGUAGUAGAAGAGCUUUGUUGUUAGACUGUAAUAGAGACCAUAAAUCCUUGGGACAGUUAUUGAAAUUCAAAACUUUUCUUCAAUAGCAGUAACGCAUCAAAUAAGCAAAUGUAGCAUAAGAUCCACUUGUGCAAUAGCUCGGAUGUCUCUAAUGCCCCCUCCCCCUUCCCCUCCAAACAAUAUAAAAAAUGUUGUAGUAAGCAAACACCUUUCACAACAGGUUAAAGUGUACAGCUACAGGGUGCACAAAAUACAGCAUUGCUGGCGGCGAAGGGGGAAGGAACUCAGCUUAAGUCCUAUUGUGUUAAGUGCCCCCUUGACUUUUGACCUCGUUUGUAGCCUGCUAUUAUUAAGCGUCUACUGAUACAUAAUUUAUCCUUCCUUUAUUACCAGAAGUGAAGAGGAGGCUGACGAGAACAAAGAAGGCGGGUCACCAAUAAAUCUCGUAGCUAGUGCUGUUGAAUGUUGUUUUGAAGAUAGCUUUGAUGUGUACAGUGAGUCUCUAGCUUGGUCAUCCUCUGAGGACAAUGGCUGGGACCGUUUAAGCCCUGGUGAGUUGCCUUUUGUCUGUCGCCCAGUAUUAGGACUAGAUGGUCCAGGGAAAGAUAAAUUUCUUCUCUCUGAGGAAAGUAUCCAACGGCUCAGACAUGUGACUUUAAAGGAUCCUAAAAGAAAAUCUUUGCGUCGCCGACGGCGUCAUGUAACUACACAUGAAACGCUAUGUCGCUACGUUAUUGCCGCGGACACGACAGCUUCUGACUACCUGGAUACCUUAUCACGGAUAACCACUGGAACAUGGUGUGAGUCUGUAGAUUUUGCUAAACCAAGCCGGUAUCCUUGCAAUCGAAGCACCAAUGUUGAUGAAGGUUUGUCUCUUUGUUGUUGUUGUUGUUGUUGUUGUUGUUGUUGUUGUUUUGAUUGCCUCGCAGAUUUCUCGGUUACCAUAUGAUUUUUUUUUUGUUGAUCUAUUAUUUUGUUUUACCAACAAAAACGUACGCAGGCUGAGGCUUAUCUUGUUUAUGGGAUCUGACUGGUAAAUUUUAUCCUUUUACCUUGUUGAACUGUAAAUUAACUUUAGCAAUUUUGUACUAUUAUGUCAAUCAAAACGAGGAACUUUAGCAAUUCACUGGACCGCGCGUGGUCGAACGAAUAGGGACCUUACGAAACUACGACCGCGACGGUAAGGAGAACGUCAAAAAGCAAUAAGUGUAAUGAACAAAACAACAACUCUGCACGUGCAUCACGCUUUUUUUGUAUAUUUCUUUACUCUACCUACACAAAUACGACGUGAAAUGACCAAAUUUUAAGUUUACUUGAGAACGGGAACGGCAAGGCGAUAAAUAUUCUACCAUAUCUGUCUGAACUCGGACGCUGUCCCCUCGGUUCAACUUCAACCAAAAUUCCCUUCUUUUAAGUAACAGGGCGAAUUGGGAUAGUCGCGAAAAAGUUUAAAAGGAUGUGAAGUCUAUUUUUCAGCGACGUUUUCAUGGACGUCGCCGUUGUCGGAUGGUAAGGUCCCUAAUGAGUGCUUUAGUGUAACCUCUGAAACAUCCUGAAAACUGAGCGUUAGCUACUUAAUUUCGAUCUCACGUCGUCCGCAACUCAUGUCUCAUCUUUUUGCAGGUGUUUAUAGAAGAUGGUCACUCUGUCAAGAUGGGACUAGCAACCGGCCUUGUUCAUUGCCAAGUUCAUUGUCGUAAUUUUACCAUUUACGCUUCUUUCUUCUCUAUGAAACUUAACGUUAGUCACGAAAUCACUUGUAAUUAACAAAAUCACAGCCCCUUCGCCGGCAAAUAUGCCUCCAAAGCAUUAUAUCAAACGUAACAACAAAAAUGAACUUUGAAAAACUGUUUGGCUAACAAGUUUCCAUAAAUCACAAUUGCAGUCCGUUUCAAUCUUUUUCAAGUUGGUCCAUCCAAACCUUCUUUUGUAUUUUUUAUGCCUUUUAUUCAAUUUAGCGGUAGUUGCUACUGUUUAAAAAAAUUGGUAAAUUUCGUGCCACAGCUCCUUUAACCCUUAAAGCCCUAUGAGUGACCAACAUCAAUCUACUCCUCACAAUAUCAAUGCAUAAUCAAAAGAAAAGGUCACGAGAUUUAUUGAAAGGAUCACCUCAGGAAAAAUUCUUUGAUCCUUCAUCAAAUUCUCUCAACUAAUUUUUUAAGGAAAUGUAUAGAGAUCAGUAUGAAGAAUUUGUAUGUGGAUAUUGGGGCUUAAAGGGUUAACUUCUUUAGUGUCACUGCGUAGACCAUUUUUUUAUUCUGAACCAUGAACUGGAUUUGGCUUCCACCCAAAGCUCAGGCGGCUAAUGUGAAUAUUAGCUUUGAAUGCCAGCUAAUUCCAGUUCACUUUCGAUGAAACAAAGAUAAUCCAGUUUUAAAGUUUUGUCUGAUUAGUCGGCUUUAGGAAUAAGGGGACAUGCUGGGUAAAGAAUUAAUUAGGUUUUUAGAUAUUACAAAGUCCUUUGUAUCCUCCAAAUGAAAACGUUGGGUUUUCUAAAUUUUCUGAGGUGAAACGUCUACUCAAAAGUAGAAGUUUUCCUUCCCCUUCCGAAUCGUUUUAGAGACGUCUUGGUUAAUUGUCUAAAUACCAAGAGAAUAAGUCCAUGCAGGUAUGUUUCUGUGAAAGUAAAAGUCACAGAUAAUAUGAAAGGCUCGUUUCAAUUCAUUGUAACAUAGUAGAAGUAUUUCACACCAGUAGCAUUUAUUGAUGGUAUAAGAUUUUCUACUGUUUGAAAGUGACAAGUGAUUAGCAUAAUAGAAAUAAUCAUAUAAUCAUAAUUAACAAUUAUUCCUCGAGCCCGAAUGGACUCCGAGUCAACAGCCCAUGAGGCCGAAGGCCGAAUGGGCUAUUGACUCAGAGGCCAUCAGGGCGAGAGGAAUACUUGUUUUAGUAAAAUCCAACUAGUUGGUCAAAAAUAUCGAGAAUAAAAAAAAUUUUAGCUACUUGAAGCUAGACUUUUUAAAAUCGUUUUUUGCCGCCAAAAAGCCGGCGCUUUUCGCU
Messenger RNA from Porites lobata, 22803 nucleotides. The record is from the annotation of a GenBank genome assembly. NCBI's taxonomy places the organism in Eukaryota, Metazoa, Cnidaria, Anthozoa, Scleractinia, Poritidae.